AUGGGCGAGGUGGCCGAUGUACCAGCAGCCCAUGCCCAGCUCCCCGGCCGGCGCGGCGGAGGCUUGCGGAGGGGUCUCUGCCCGCCCAAGGACUUCCUCAAACGCCGCCUCGGCAAUCGGGAACUUGCCGAAAAGCGGAGCCGGGCGUUACGAGCCCAGUGCGCGGGGGGACGUGUUGCAAUAACGGCCCCUCGCUCGCAGCUCGCCACCGCGCUGCAAGAGCUCUCCGGCCCCGGCAAAACCUGCGGUAUCUCAGCACGGCCGAGAAACGCCGACGGCAGCCGCCACGGGGGAGGAGGAAGCCGGACCCUGGUACCAGACGAGCCCUGGCUGACGGCAAGACGGGGCAGGGCCUUCAGCAAGAGAGGAAGGAAGAAACGGGGAGGGUGGUCCCCGGAAAGCCGCGCGGCAUGGCACGGCUCCCCGGCACUGCGGCGGGGACCGGGGCACCGAGGAUGGGGUGUCCUGGGGCCAGCAGGACAAGCCGAGCCCCGGCCACCAGCAAGGAAGGGACGAGUGGCCGGGUGGCUGCUGCGUCCCCACCACCCCAGGAGCCCCACAGACCCCCCGGGAGGGCAGCGAGCCCUCACCCACGGGGGUCCCGGUGGACACCGGGGACACGGAGCCAGGCUGUGGGGGGACCUGUGGGAAUGGGAAUGGCCAUCAGUGGGAAGGGGGUUACCCAGCCACCAUAUCCCUGGCUGCAUUGGGCAACCAGCCUCGCACCAAGGUGAUUUUUACCCCUUUCUGCCUAAAUUAAGAAAGGAUCCUCAGCCGGGACCGUGGCCAUCCAGGACGGGGCCGAUGUCCCCAGCGUCCCUGCAGGAGCCGGGGACAGACCCAGCCUGGGCGAGGAGCCCAGGACUGACUCGCCUGGGCCCAGCCGCAGCCACCACCGCUCUCGGCCGGGAAUCGAAAGCGCCACAUCCUCGCACCGAAACUUGCCGACGCGAAUCCUCGGCGAGCAGAGAAUGCCCAAAAGCAGAAGCAGGGGCCGGGGAUCGUACCGAGCCUUGGCUCCCAGCAGCACCGCACCCCACAGACCUCCCACCGAAACUACUCCAGUGCUUCACCUCGGCAGAGUCCCAUCAGUUCAGCAGCUGCAAAGGUCUCACUUUGGGAAGAUGAAGCUGUUUCAUUUUCAAGAUCUCACUGUGGAGCACAGGCCAGUAAAUACAACAUGCAAAUAAUAUUCAAACACACCAGGCCUCAGGCAGCAUUCAGAAAUCAAGUUAAAUCUUGCAAAGUCAUCAAAAUCUAGGGGUGGAAAAGGUUCUUCAGAGCCUCUUCCUGCUGCCAGUGAUUCAAAUCUCAAAGUGCUUCAUGUUUAAGCAGCCGAGACGGUACCCCAGCCUCGCUGCAGGCUGCUCAGCUUGCUUUACAGCUCCUACACACCGUGCCUUCCUCCAAGGGUGCCACCAGCUGCCAAGCUCCCCGUGGUGGGAACUGCCCGAAGGCGGCUGUGCACGGAGGUGAGGGGUGUGCACGGAGAUGUGG
This is a messenger RNA of Aquila chrysaetos chrysaetos, 1497 nucleotides long. RefSeq lists its product as uncharacterized. Lineage: Eukaryota; Metazoa; Chordata; Aves; Accipitriformes; Accipitridae. The transcript has 2 exons. The coding region runs from base 1 to 1128 and encodes 375 amino acids. The record is from RefSeq and is a predicted model, not a curated record.